AGAGCGAGAAAAACGGUGGGGGAGAAGGGAGCGGUUCAAGUGCAGCUAUAUGCGUGAUGACCACUGUCAUCAAUUAACCAUAUUAUUCUUGUUUCUCUCUCUAGAUUUUGAUUCCGUACAUGGUUAGGGUUCGAAUUCGUUGAUAAUCUACUUGUUCCAGAUUUGAACAAUGGGAAGAAACCGUUUCUGCACUUUCUACGUCUGUAUUGAGCAUUUCUGGUAAUUAGAGAUAGAGACAGAAAGCAGAGAUAGUUAGAAUGAGCGCUUCCAGAUUCAUCAAGUGUGUGACGGUGGGCGAUGGUGCGGUUGGAAAGACAUGUCUCUUGAUUUCCUAUACCAGCAACACCUUCCCCACGGAUUAUGUGCCUACUGUGUUUGAUAAUUUCAGUGCCAAUGUUGUCGUUAAUGGAGCCACUGUUAACCUAGGCCUGUGGGAUACUGCUGGGCAGGAGGACUACAACAGAUUACGGCCUUUGAGUUAUCGUGGAGCUGAUGUUUUCAUUCUGGCAUUUUCUCUUAUCAGCAAGGCAAGCUAUGAAAAUGUUUCCAAGAAGUGGAUUCCCGAAUUGAAGCAUUACGCUCCUGGUGUCCCUAUAGUUCUUGUUGGCACAAAACUUGAUCUUCGGGAUGAUAAGGAGUUCUUCGAAAAUCAUCCAGGUUCUGUACCAAUCACCAAUGUACAGGGAGAGGAGCUGAGGAAAUUGAUUGCAUCUCCGUCUUAUGUUGAAUGUAGUUCAAAAACACAAGAGAAUGUGAAAGCAGUUUUUGAUGCUGCGAUUAAAGUUGUUCUCCAGCCACCCAAGCAAAAGAAAAAGAAGGGAAAGGCUCAAAAAGCCUGUUCGAUAUUGUGAUCAGCUUAAGGUGAAGAUAUACGUUCCAUGCCAUCUACGUCCUUUUCUCUUCCUUUUGCGUAAGAAGUAGGAAAUCGCCUUGUAUUCGUGUGCCCAAAGUACUACUGAUCUAUGUGAAAGUGCAUGUGGCUUGAAUCUGCAUAGUGCUUGAAUUGCUAGGUCGCACUUUUAGGCCACUUCAUUGUGCCCUGCCUGUUUUCCUUCGUUUUUGUUUAUGUAUCGAUCAGACAUAAAACUAUGAUGUUCGCUAGUAUGAAGGCUUCUUUAAUCCUUUCUUCUA
Molecule: messenger RNA, 1131 nt
Organism: Salvia splendens (bonfire salvia)
Lineage: Eukaryota; Viridiplantae; Streptophyta; Magnoliopsida; Lamiales; Lamiaceae
Product: rac-like GTP-binding protein RHO1
Exons: 7
Coding region: 258-851 (197 amino acids)
Biological process (GO): small GTPase-mediated signal transduction
Molecular function (GO): GTPase activity; GTP binding
Source: RefSeq, a predicted model, not a curated record